AUGGCAAACCAACCCCACCCUUUACAACGGCUCUCCUCGCCUUCCCGGAGCUUCUCAGCCCUUGUACAUGCCAUCGGUCUUUUGUCAUACUCGUGCAGCUUUUGGUACCUUCAGCAGUUCCCAACCGAAAUUCACUUCGGGUUUGGUGGUGACUUUCAAUUUCUCACCAUCAUUGGGCUCGCUUUAGCGACGGCAACGUUUGCCUUUGGCCUGUUGGCCGAUCUCACUCUGAGCCCUCGGCUCUUUGGCAUCAAAAAUGUUCUCUCAGUGUGUUCAACACCCUUGGAGGUUCUGAUCAGCAUUCUGUACUGGAGCAUAAGUGCCAUUGACAAGUCCCUCCUUUUCCCACCAGAGUUCGCACUUCCAUUCCUCCCAGAUUUUGGAUUUCAUGCGAUGCCAGCCGUCAUGUUAACGAUGGAUCUGAUACUACUCAGUCCUCCUUGGACCAUCAGAGUUUACAGUGCUAUGGCUCUCAGUACCUGCUUGGCAUUUCUAUACUGGGGGUGGGUUGAAUAUUGCUUUGAGCAAAACGGAUGGUACCCGUAUCCCAUGUUUGAGCUGCUCAAAACUUGGCAGCGAGUGAUUCUCUUUUCAGUCUCAGCCGGGCUCAUGACGACGAGCACACUGGCUCUAAAGUGGCUGUACGGUAAGAUCAACGGUAUUGAACAGUUCAAGAAGGAAGCUCUUCAUCCCAUCAAAACGGAUUGA
Messenger RNA from Podospora anserina S mat+, 708 nucleotides. RefSeq lists its product as uncharacterized. The record is from RefSeq and is a predicted model, not a curated record. The coding region runs from base 1 to 708 and encodes 235 amino acids. NCBI's taxonomy places the organism in Eukaryota, Fungi, Ascomycota, Sordariomycetes, Sordariales, Podosporaceae. Gene Ontology annotation, cellular component: endomembrane system; membrane. The transcript is spliced from 4 exons.